AUGUGUGAAGAUUCAACCAAACUGAAACAGCAUCGAGUGCCAGAGCUUAACAAGUACCUCAAGCACCAUGGACUACACCAACACAUCAAAAGCCCUAAGAACGACAAGGCGAAGGUAAUCGCAAGGCAUUGGCUUCUCCAAAUGAAUCCUGAAGGCCCUUAUCCAUUAAUGUUGCAAACACGACUGAGAGAAAGAGAUGGAGCUGAUAAAGAAUCCUUACAAGACAGUGACAGCGAUGAAGAUGAGUACAGCAGAAGUGAAAGCAGUGAUAAUGCUAAGAACGACAAUGAUUCCAUCAACUCUGGAGGUGAAGAUGUCAUCCUUGCCUUUAUUGAUGACGAGGAAGAAGUUUAG
Porites evermanni is the source of this 354-nucleotide messenger RNA. The record is from the annotation of a GenBank genome assembly. NCBI's taxonomy places the organism in Eukaryota, Metazoa, Cnidaria, Anthozoa, Scleractinia, Poritidae.